Molecule: messenger RNA, 1386 nt
Organism: Bolinopsis microptera
Lineage: Eukaryota; Metazoa; Ctenophora; Tentaculata; Lobata; Bolinopsidae
Product: digestive cysteine proteinase 3-like
Exons: 1
Coding region: 1-1386 (461 amino acids)
Cellular component (GO): lysosome
Molecular function (GO): cysteine-type endopeptidase activity
Source: RefSeq, a predicted model, not a curated record
AUGAGGUUUUAUAUAGUUCUAGAACUAGUCUGUCUUGCAGCACUGACUGCGAAAGCAGACAAAGAUUUACGUCAAGUCUUCAAGGAUUGGAAAGUUCAGUUCAACAAGAAUUACGGAGGUGGACUCAGAAAUGAACUGGCCCGAUUCCGUCAGUUCAAGAAGUCUGCUCAGACUAUCGAAUACAUAAACUCUAUCCAGAGUGAUUGGGUGGCUGGGUUCACACUGUUUGCAGAUAUGACUGAUGAGGAGAAGGCUGCCUUCACCGGGCUGAAGCUUAACGACACUGCAUUAGAGUCGAACUUAGAAAUCGAUCCGAGUCCACUGGACCCCACCGAUCCUGAGAAGCAAUACUGGGACAUGGGUCCUGUCAAGAACCAAUGGUCCUGCGGAAGCUGUUGGGCUUUUGCUGCUGUUGGGGCCAUGGAGGGUAGGCAUCUAAAGGAACACGGAGAAUUCAGGGACUUCUCGGAACAGACGUUACUGGACUGUACCUUCGAAGGAAGACGUGACGGCUGCACGGGAGGUUGGAGUGAGCUAGCCAUCAAUUGGGCUGGUACUGACAGCAAGAUCUCUCAUUCGAAAUUGUAUGGCUACCUACCAAUCCGAAAGGACAACAAAUACAGAUGGAGUGAUGGAGAGUGCACAGACCUGAAGAAACCCUACAACAACGCAUUGAGAAGAGCUAAACCGUUGGCAUAUCUUGCUAGUUACCGCUCCAGGAACGAUGCUGGGCUACAGCAUGCUCUAGCUACAGAAGGACCCGUGGAAGUGGACAUUUACAGUUCCUGGGCAUUACCUUUCUACACUACCGGCACCUACAGAGGCGACGGGUGUGGGACGAACCCAACUCCCAAUCACGCAGUGGUGGUCGCCGGAUAUGAGAAGGAUUACUGGUACGUGAAGAACAGUUGGGGAAGUUGGGGUUACAGCGGAUACGCUUACUUCUCCAGAGGUUGGGAGAACCUAUGCUCUAUUUCUGCCCGAAGAAAAACUAUCGAGUGGUGGCCUAGCAGUGAAUGGAAAAUUUGCACGGACACCCACCCCUCGGAGCGCACACCAUGUGAUUCCAGUGCCAACCUGAACCAGGAGGUCUGUCAGGCUAGAGGCUGCUGUUAUGAUUCCAACUACGCGGGAACUGCCGCUCAGUGCUUCAUCAAGGGCAAGGUAACUAUCUACGACGAUGAAGGGAAGAGGCGAGUUUUGUACGCCUCAGCUGAAGAGUUUAGUCAGUUCGAAUUCAGCUACUACGGAAAAGCGGCUCAGGUGGAAAUAGGAUCCUGGAAACUGUUCGUCGAAGAUGAUUACUAUGGGGACUAUAAGAUAAUCAAACCAGAAGAUGGUAAAGUUACUUUCGACUUCCAAUCUGUACAAAUAUUGAAUAAUUAA